Molecule: messenger RNA, 2759 nt
Organism: Acipenser ruthenus (sterlet)
Lineage: Eukaryota; Metazoa; Chordata; Actinopteri; Acipenseriformes; Acipenseridae
Product: piggyBac transposable element-derived protein 4-like
Exons: 9
Coding region: 705-2534 (609 amino acids)
Source: RefSeq, a predicted model, not a curated record
UCAACGUUCCAUGAGCUGCAGAGAGGAGGUGGGUGGAUGCGCUGCGCUUAUUAAAAUAUUGCAUUAAAUAACGCAAUAAACCCAUGCACGCUUAAAGAUGAGCUGCUGACCAUACCGGGAAGAUCCAGCGCUGCAAUGUGCAUGUUGUGUUUGGAAGCGCGGGUCCAAAAUCUACUUUAGGUUUGGAUGCGACAGAGACAUACGCACGUGUCUGCCUCAUAAAUAAUGCAAAGGUUUGCACGGAGCCAGGACUUGAGAGACCCAGGUUUGUGUGCACAAGGACUGCAUUGUGACUCCGCAGAGCCAGGUUUGCACGGAGCCAGGACUUGAGAGACCCAGGUUUGUGUGCACAAGGACUGCAUUGUGACUCCGCAGAGCCAGGUUUGCACGGAGCCAGGACUUGAGAGACCCAGGUUUGUGUGCACAAGGACUGCAUUGUGACUCCGCAGAGCCAGGCCAUUCUCCCUCUACUGGAAUGAAAUCUGCAGAAAAAACAUUUCUCCUUCAUAGGUUAACCCUUUACAACCCCCCUCGGGGCAGGAACGUGGGGAAUUCGACAGCUCAAGUCCUGUUUUGAAAGAUGAGGCGUCUCUCUCCAUCAGGCUGAUCGGUCGCUGUAUAAGGAGCGGUCAGGCAGGUGACCCACGGAUUCAGAGAGAGGCUGGGGGUCAGCAACGAGGGGGAACUUGGCGGUUAUUUUAAACAUGUCUUCGGUCCGAGCCCAGAACACGCGGACUGACCGUUCAGGACAGCAGCGUGCCGUGGGGGAGUCGGACAGGCACGCUGACCUCUCGGACAGUGACAGUUCUGACAACUAUUUGCUGUCUUCUGAUGAAGAGGAGGCGAUUUCUCAGGGGAUUGAUGCCUCAUUAGAGUCGGACCCAGAGGGGGGGCUGCCCUGUCCCUCUGUGAAACGCGGGAGGGUAUCCGUGACCCCAGCCUCGCUACAGGACGGAGACCCAAACCGAUGGAGAGAUGCGGGAGAGAACGACUCGGCUCCUGUCCCCCCGCGGUUCGCCCCCCGUCGCGUCCCAGGACCCCAGCUGGACGCGAUGAGGAACUACAGCCACUCAGACUUGUUUCUCUUGUUCUUUUCCAGAGCAGGCAUUCAAAAAAUCUGCAGCCACACCAACAAGCAGGCUGGAAAACGGCGAGCGAAGGGGAGCAAGGCUCGCCCCUGGAAUGCGGUCGGCAAGGAGCAGUUCUGUGUUUUUUUGGCCCUCGUUCUUUACAUGGGGCUGGUCAGGUUGCCCGCCCUGGCAGAUUACUGGUCGGAGGAUUCGUUUUUCGGCGCGCCGUUCUGCGGGCAGCUGAUGAGCCGAAAUGCUUUUUUGGGCGUUCUGUGGAACCUGCGCCUCAGUGACCCCGAGGCAGACGAGGAGAACGAGCGGAAAAGGGGCACCCCUGAUUACGACCCCCUCUGGAAGCUGCAGCCGUUUCUGAAGGACCUCCAGGCUUCGUGCAAGGCGCAGUACCACCCCAACCAAAACCUCUCCCUAGAUGAGAGAACGGUUGCCGCAAAAGCCUCGAUUGGACCGAACCAAUCCCCCGGGGACGAACCCGCAAAGUGGGGCUACAAACUGUUUGUUCUUGCAGACUCCCUCAGUGGCUACACCUGGAACUUUGAGGUGUAUGCUGGGAAACGGAGGCAAGCCUCCGGAAAGGGUCUGAGUUAUGACAUCGCCACGUCGUUGAUGGAUUGCUCUUUGGGCUCGGGCUACAGACUGUACUGCGGUAGCUUCUUCACCAGCCCCGUGCUGUUCCGGGACCUCCUGUCCAAGGAGACGGGGGCGUGCGGGACGAUCCGAGAGUGCAGGAGAGGGUACCCAGCCACGAAACCGAACGGGCUGGACAGGAAGUCGCCGAGGGGAACGAUCAAGUGGCUGCGCCAGGAGGAAGUCCUCUUCCUGAAGUGGAGAGACGUCUCUCUGUGCACGACGUUUCACAAAGCCCAGGACGGGCGACGCGUAAGGCGGAAAAUCAAAUCCCGGGACGGGACGGGGCGAAACGCGUCUCCCCCAGGGCCGAUCCAAGACUACAAUCGACGCACGAGGGGGGGCGACCAAUCGGAUCAGCUCCUCGAUGGCUGCAGCGUGCCGCGCGAAACAAACCGCUGGUACAAGACUCUGUUUUUCCAGUUCGUCAAUAUUGCGACGGCCAACAGCUUCAUCCUACACAGGGAGAUCUGCGAGCAAUUUGGGCAACAGCCAGACACCCAGAAGAUGUUCCUCAGAGCUUUGGUUUUUGAACUGGCGGGGGAGCUGUACCCCUUACAGACGACGUCGCUGGCAUCGCCCUAUGCCAUGCAGCACCUGCCAGAGCCGCUUGCCCGGGCAGACGCGACCGCGCGGCGUUCCAAGACGACGCGAGGGCGGCAGAGCUGCGUUUACUGCAGGAGAACUGAAGGGAAGCAGAUCAAAACGCCCUGGCAGUGCAGGAGCUGCGACGUGCCUCUGUGUGCCAUUGUGGAUCGGAACUGCUUCUCUAAGUGGCACAGAAGGUUUCUGCCCUCGCAAACGCAUGCGUGUGUGUAGUAGUUUUGCUGUUUCUUUUUGUAAGAUGUUUAUUUUGUUGCUUGUGUUCUGAAAAGGACUCUUUUUGGUAAAGAAAUCUGGAAAAUAUUAAGUGUUCUCACUCCUGUUUUGUUCUGUUGGGCUGAAAUUUUGUAUGUUGCUUCCUGGUGUAUCAGACUUCUGUUUCAAAUUGGCAGGAGCCUUUGUUUUAUAUGUUUCUAAUCCAAUAAAGAGUUAUUUUAUUUA